Molecule: messenger RNA, 1659 nt
Organism: Penicillium daleae
Lineage: Eukaryota; Fungi; Ascomycota; Eurotiomycetes; Eurotiales; Aspergillaceae
Product: sugar porter family MFS transporter
Exons: 6
Coding region: 1-1659 (552 amino acids)
Biological process (GO): carbohydrate transport; transmembrane transport
Cellular component (GO): membrane
Molecular function (GO): carbohydrate:proton symporter activity
Source: RefSeq, a predicted model, not a curated record
AUGAAGCCUUAUUUCGGGUUGAGGGGCACUGCCCUCAACAUCAUGAUCAGUAUCAUUGCCGGCCUUGAUUUCUUGCUCUUCGGUUAUGACCAGGGGGUCAUGGGUGGUCUAUUAACACUCAACUCAUUCGUUACUACUUUCCCAGAUAUCGACACCACCAAAGCCGGCUUGCUUGGCCUCAGCCGGUCUGAGCAGAGCCAGCGUUCUACCGUGCAGGGUAUCACCACGGCUUCGUAUAACCUGGGAUGCUUCUUCGGGGCUAUCUUCUGCAUCUGGAUUGGAAACUAUCUCGGCCGUCGCAAGACAAUCUUUGUCGGCUCCAUCAUCAUGGUUAUUGGUGCGACGCUGCAAUCGUGCGCGUACUCACUCCCUCAUCUGAUUGUUGGCCGUAUUGUGACUGGUCUUGGCAAUGGCAUGAACACUUCUACCGUCCCCACAUGGCAGUCCGAGUGCAGCAAGUCACACCACCGUGGCCGGCUCGUCAUGCUAGAAGGUGCCUUGAUUGCUGGUGGAAUCACGAUUAGCUACUGGAUCGACCUUGGGUUUUCCUUCCUCGACCCUAGCCCCGUGGCUUGGCGCUUCCCUAUUGCCUUCCAGAACGUCUUCGCUCUGGUGAUUAUGAUCUUUGUCCUGCCUCUGCCCGAGUCCCCCCGCUGGUUAAUCCUCAAGGGCCGGGAAGAGGAGGCUCUGGAGGUGCUAUCUGCUAUACUUGAUAUGCCGGAGCACGACCCGUAUGUGCAUUCUGAAUUCGCCGCUAUCAAGGACGCCGUACUGGCCGCUUCGAGUGUCAGUUUCCGCGACUUGCUGACAAUGGAUGAAAACCGUCACUUCCACCGUGUCGUCCUCGCCUACGUCAACCAGAUGUUCCAGCAAAUCUCCGGUAUCAACCUUAUUACGUACUACGCUGCUACGAUUUACGAGAAAUCGAUUGGCAUGGAUGGGCUGAUGUCUCGAAUCCUGGCUGCUUGCAACGGAACGGAGUACUUCCUCGCCUCACUGAUCCCUAUCUUCGUCAUUGACAAGAUUGGACGUCGCACGCUGAUGCUUGUCGGUGCUGCUGGCAUGUCGAUUUCUAUGGCUGUGCUCGCUAUCACCACCAGCUUUGUCGGUCAGAGUAAGCCUGGUAUCGCCGCUGCUGUAUUUCUGUUCGUCUUCAAUACAUUCUUUGCUUGGGGAUGGCUUGGUAUGACCUGGUUGUACCCAGCCGAGAUUGUUCCCCUACGUAUUCGUGCUCCUGCCAAUGCCCUGGCUACCUCCGGGAACUGGAUUUUCAACUUCAUGGUCGUCAUGAUCACACCUGUCGCAUUCGACUCAAUUGGAUAUAAGACUUACAUCAUUUUCGCAGUCAUCAACGCUUUCAUCUUUCCUGUCGUCUACUUCUUCUACCCCGAGACUGCCUACCGGUCCCUCGAGGAAAUGGAUACUAUCUUCCAGAAGAGUACCAGUAUCUUCAAUGUUGUUUCCGUUGCCCGCAAUGAGCCCCACCGCUUCGGCAAGAAUGGCGAGCUUCUCAUCAACUACCAAGACACCGAGGAGCAUCUGCGCCGUGCCAGCCAUGUUUCUGAAAAGCAGAUAAAGGCUCUCUCUUCGGGCUCAGAUCUGGAGGCUGGCAAGGGCACGCAUGUCGAGAACAACGGUAGCUUCUCGGACAGCAGCUAA